Molecule: messenger RNA, 1800 nt
Organism: Williopsis jadinii
Lineage: Eukaryota; Fungi; Ascomycota; Saccharomycetes; Phaffomycetales; Wickerhamomycetaceae
Exons: 1
Coding region: 1-1800 (599 amino acids)
Biological process (GO): fungal-type cell wall organization
Source: RefSeq, a predicted model, not a curated record
AUGGAAAUCUUACCAGAGAUGGAGUCGGUAUCUUUGGACAUCGACAAGACACGGAGAUCGUCAAAGCGUUCAGUGUCCAGUAGUGCACUCAAUAGCAACAAAGGCUUGGGGUUGACUGCACCUCGCAGACCUAGCGAUGGGCUGAUGAGAUCCCACAGCAAAGUGUCCAUUCAGAGACCAAUCUCAAACGAUUCGAUCCCAAGCACGAACGAAUCUAUGGUGUUUAGCGACGCAGGAGCUGAUAUCGGUGACUCUAGAAACUCCUCGAUGACAAGUGCCUCUGUGGACGACGUGUCGAUGGGCCCACGUACGCCGAACAUGAAGUUCAAACCACCGCUAAAGGUCUCAACAUCAACGCCCAUGUUUACACAUUCAUCCUCUUCUGUCUCCACGCUGACCCCUUCCCAGAGGUUUAGGCUCAGAAGGGUCAACUCUCAAAGCUCUGACAAGCUGAAUCGUCAGAAUAAGAGUGCCUCGAAGCUAUACGAUGAGUUGAAUUCUGAUGAUGAAACGUUGGAAGACGGCGUGAUAUGGAACGUUCCAUUCACCAGGACCACGUCGUCGAUAUUUAAUCCAAUGAAUGGGAAAUCACCAUCGUUGAUCAAGUCUGUUCUCAAUGAGUCGCCGUCGACGUUACCGGUGAGUCCAUUGCCAGGCUCGCCGUUGGCCAACAACACGUCGGCGAGCUUUUACAUCCAUGGAGGAGAGGCACAUUCGCUAUCACAGUUUUACGAAUUUGCCAAUGAAAGAUAUAUGAAACGGGAAGUAUUGAAGCGCAAAGAGAGUCAGACAAACCUACCUCAGGUCAUCAAUGAAGCCUCUGCAAAGGGAUUGGAUGACUGUAAUUUGAUCUCCAUGGAGAAACUGAACAUAGUAACAGAUACGAGACCAAUAUGGCUACCUCCAAAGACACCAGAUGAGAUCCAGAAACACGAUCACGAUUACGAAAAGAUGAUUGAGAGCUUUGCGAAGAAGGAGAAGCUGUUGAAACAAGAGCAGCUCAAACUGAAAGAGGACCAAAAGAGAUAUAGACAACGGUGGGUUGAUUUGUCCCAGACAGCACACCCAAGACACGCAGACCUGUCCAGGCUAUGUGUCAAAUGUGGUAUACCGGACCACCUACGAUAUGAGCUCUGGGGAAAGAUAUUCCAAAGUAAGGAUUUGGAAGAUUUCAAUAAGUUGAAUGAAAAGUUGAGCGAAAUCAAUGACUUCCCAGAGUCUCAACUUGAAGAGCUUGAGAACUUGACGGUAAAACUUUAUCCAAGUAUACAAAAGUUCCAAAAGGGGUGCGAGCUUCAUGAUAAGUUGAUCUAUCUGUUGAAAUUGUCAUUGGUUUCUACAAGAGGCCUACAAAAUGGCGACGAGGCCCUGUUUGCAAUCAUGUUAACGAAAUUCAACGCUGUCGAUUCGUACAAGCUCGUUCAACUGUUACAUGCAACAGUAUUUACGCCAGUAAACAAUGAAAAGUUCUUGAAACAUAUGAACAAGUCGUCUGUUGUCAAGAAGUACCUACCGGCAGGGGAAUACGAAGGUGAUUUGAAAUCAUUGACAUCCACUCUAACAACAAUCCAACUAUUCGAGAAAUUGCCCUUGGCGAUUGUCUUCCCUCUAUUGGACAUGUUAGUGAUAAGGAACAAUUAUAAAUCAUUCUUAGCAAUUUGGAUUGUUGUUCUACGCAAUCAUCAUAUAGGAUUUGACGAUUUGAAACAACUAUUUGACGGUGAUAGAAACGUUAUGAUUUCUGAAAAUGACUGGUUCAAAUUUGGUCAGGAUAUUAACCACUACUAUCAAAAGUUUUAA